Messenger RNA from Neurospora tetraspora, 610 nucleotides. RefSeq lists its product as uncharacterized. The record is from RefSeq and is a predicted model, not a curated record. Lineage: Eukaryota; Fungi; Ascomycota; Sordariomycetes; Sordariales; Sordariaceae. The coding region runs from base 99 to 479 and encodes 126 amino acids. The transcript is spliced from 2 exons.
AACCUUCUCUUCGGCAAAUGGUGGCUGAGCAUUUGGGCUGUUUCAAAAAUGUCCAUGAUCACAUCCGUACAUGUUUGCAAAGAUAAGCUUUCGGUCUAAUGGGGAGUUCGUGGCAGUUAGCUUCCCGCGGAUUGCUUUUCCGUUCUGUCGUUUCUCCGAGAAUUCUGGCCAGCAGCAUUACUUGCUUCCUCACCAAAUGUUCCCUCCCAAUCAGGAUGUCAGCCAAGAACAUCUUACCUAUCAAACUGAGAAGCCCCCGAGGCCGGCGAGGCUCCCAACGGUUGCGUGCCUCACUAUUCAGUGGCCGGCUGGUGACUGGCUGGAUUGGAAACAAAAAAGAAACCUCUGAAGAAGCAAGCGGCUUACCUAACGGGCUAAUCACCAGCUUCAACACACCUCCAUCUUCUAGAACCCACCAAGCCACGACUAUGCAAGGAGUAUGCGGUGAUCCAAUCGGACACACACAUUGGUUGCGAUAGCUGUGGUUGGUUGGGCAAGAAACCUUCCACAUACCUCUAUAAAGAAAAGGCCUUUUACAUCUUAUACUAGAAAGGCCAGCCAAUAACCGUCCAUGUCCGCUCUCUUACGUCCGUCUUUGCUCGGUAUUCAA